CGUCGCCAUUUUUUCGGUCUCGUACUCGCAACUCCUGGCGGCUCGGGUGAGGAGGGGUACGAGCAGAAAAACAAGGGCAAAGUGUCCGAAACAACCCUCCCCCCCCCGCCCGCCUCAAAAAAAAAAAAAAAAAAUCGACGAAUCGCGAAGACCGGGUGGCGGCGGCCGAGCUGGUGGGACGGGGACGGGGAACGGGGACGGGGACAGGGGGGUGUCGCGUCCCUCGCGGAGCAGCAGUCGCACACGAUGCGCGCGAGAGCCGCCGCGGCACAAACGCUCCACGCGCGGGACACGAGCCGCAGCCGCGAGACCGCUUCGUGAGUGAAGACGUGUUGCGGGCCGCCAUCUUUCUUUUUCUUUUUCUUUUUCUCUUCUUUUUUUUUUUUUGUUUGUUGUUGCUGCUGCCGCCUCUAAAGUCUGCCACGGACUCCAGAAAGGAAGGGGGGAUUAAAAAAAAAAAAAAAAACGAAAGAGAAAAAAAAACGCAUUUCCAUGACGCGUGCCUUAUACCGCGAGAUCGAGAAGAUAGCGAGCGAGUCGCUUCGUGCGUUUCUUCUUCUUCUCCUCCAAAGACCGGCAGACAUCCGGAUAUAUGUUAUCGGCUGAACGACUGAGGACACCUCUUUUUUUUAUACCGUUCUCAUAACUGACAAGCGGGCGGAGGAGGAGGCGGAGGGGGGAUGCGUUAUUAGAAGAGGCCGCCUGGUGUGUGUGUGUGUGUGUGUGUGUGUGUUCUUCUCGGAAGGCGGAACGAAAAGGGGAAGCUUCAUUGAUCAUUUGUUGCCCCGGCCCUCCGUCGCUGUCUGUCGGCAACUUCUGUCUUUUUUCUUCUUUUUUUUUUUUUUCUUCAAACGACCCACUCGGCCAUUGAACACCGAGGAUCCACAGCGGGCCAGUCGCAGCCGGCCUCUGAAAACGUCAGGUUGUUGUUGUUGUUGUUUUUUUUUUAUUAUUAUUAUUUGUUUGUUUGAAAGAAGAAGAAGAAGAAGAAGAAGUGUCCGGAGUCGAGCAGAAAUCCCUCGGGGGGGGAGAAAAAGAACCCCUCUCCGGGCGACACAUGCCCUGCCCUGCAUCUUCCAAAACCUCCCCGUUGGCUGUGAUUGGCCGACCCCAGCAACCGUACGCGCUUUAACUUACUGUUUAGUCUUUUUCUUUUUUCCUUUAGUGUGAUACUAAGCUAUUUGUUCGAAACGGACAAUGUCUGCGCGGUUCGAUUCGUCCGAUCGCUCCGCCUGGUAUUUCGGACCCGUGUCGCGACAGGAGGCGCAGAACAUGCUCCAGGGGCGGAGACACGGCAUGUUCCUCGUCCGCGACUCGUCGACGUGCCCCGGCGACUACGUGCUGUCGGUGUCCGAGAACUCCAAGGUGUCGCACUACAUCAUCAACUCGUUGCCCAGCAAGAGGUUCAAGAUCGGCGACCAGGAGUUCGAGCACCUCCCCGCCCUGCUGGAGUUCUACAAGAUCCACUACCUGGACACGACCACUCUGAUAGAGCCAGCAGCCAGGUACCCAAGCACAGUGAGCGGUCCCAUCCAGCCCAUGGGUGUCCCAGACGACAACCUGGAGUAUGUGCGGACUCUUUACGACUUCACUGGCAGCGAUGCGGAGGACCUCCCCUUCAAGAGGGGGGAGAUCCUCAUCAUCCUGGAGAAGCCAGAGGAGCAGUGGUGGAGUGCCAAGAGCAAAGAGGGGCGUGUAGGGAUGAUCCCCGUACCCUACGUGGAGAAAGUGGUACGACCUUCAUCCAUCUCCGGCCCGCCUUCCCACGGAUCCCGCAACUCCAACAGCUACGGGAUUCCCGAGCCCUCCCACGCCCUCGUCCACGCCUACGCUCAGCCCCAGACGCCGUCGCCGUUGCCCCCUGGCACACCAGGCACGGUUAUCACCCCUUUACCGUCCAUGCAGAACGGCCCUGUCAUGGCGAAGGCCAUUCAGAGACGAGUGCCAUGCGCCUAUGACAAAACAGCUCUUGCUCUAGAGGUCGGCGACCUCGUCAAGGUCACGCGGAUGAACAUCAGCGGCCAGUGGGAGGGCGAGGUGAACGGACGCCGGGGCCUCUUCCCUUUCACCCACGUCAAAAUCAUAGACCCCCAGAACCCGGACGAGAGUGACUGACCCUCGGCCGGAGCCUAUCACCCAGCAUCGGUGUGUACCCCAAAAUCUGCUGGCCGUCGCCAACUUUUCCCGCCAGUGUCUGCGCGGUUACGUGCUUGCCUGCUUGGGGCUGUACCAUGAUCGCGACCCCCCCCCCCCCCCCCCCCCCCCCCCCCUCGUUGCCUACCGUUGCAAGGCUUACUGACUGUUUACAGCUUUGGACAUUGGAUCCAAACCAAACCUGACCCCCACUUCUCCCAGGCCCCUUUACUAUGUUUUGGUUCCAGGUUGGGCAGUUUUUACGCAUUGGUGUCCAUUUUCCACAUCACUGGGCAUCAGUUUGUGUGUGUGUGUGUGUGUGUGUGUGUGUGUGUGUGUGUGUGUGUGUGUGUGUGUGUGUGUGUGUGUGUGUGUGUGUGUGUGUGUGUGUGUGUGUGUGUGUGUGUGUGUGUGUGUGUGUGUGUGUGUGUGUGUGUGUGUGUGUGUGUGUGUGUGUGUGUGUGUGUGUUUUCACGAUAGAUAUAUCCCACAUUACAUUACAACAUUUUAUUUUUAUUUGUCAUGUUUGAGGUCUUGGGGACUUUAGAAAGUGUUUGUUGUUUUUGGUUGAUACAAAGACGUUCGUACGAAGUAGGGAGAUGCAAUGUCCCUGUGGACUCUGAAGAGCACUGAGGCUACGAGGAGUUUAACCAGCCAGUCAAAAUGUUUUUCUCCAAAGUCACUUUUGUACAUUUAAAUAUCACACAAACACACACACACACACGUGCACACACUUAUCGGGGGAUUUCAGGUUGACCGUUCUUUUGUCGUGUAUCCGAUGGUGUGACUGGUUGUAAUGUGAUGUUAUCGAUCCCAUUGUCCAAUGAUCCAACCUGGCACAAGUCUGGCUGAGGAGACGUAUUUAUCUUCCGUUUAAUAAGACGUGACACGGUUACAUGGGAUUUCAUCUUUUUUCCUAUUUGUGCCACAUGAUCAACAAAAUAUUGUUUCUUUGUUGUUUUUAAUUUGAGUCAUAGAGAAGAUGCGUUGUGUUGAGGGGUAAUUCUUUGCAUGCCCACUUCCACUCGGUACCUCUUUACUUGUCAUUCUCAUUCUUUUUUUUUCACUAUAAGGGCAUCGCUUACAGAUAAGCCGGUCUUUAGUGCCAACAGCCCGAGCUCUAGAAGAUAUAUUUCAACUUUUUUGCAUCGGAGUGCCGAGCUUUCUGACGGCUAGCUGAAACCGCAGCAUGGGGCACUCGGACUAGAGGCUUAUUAAGCUGGGGUGAGAAACUCCACAAUCAGUGGUCGUAGAUCAGGAAACGAGGAAAUGUCUCAGCAAGCCAACGGAAUGCCUUUAUCAGACGUCACGGUAAAAUGCAUAUUUGAGUGCAUGCAAUGCCCUUCUCUAACCGUUGUGUUUUUAAUGUGAUGUUACUCCUGUCAAUUUAAGCCUUCGACCUGCUUUUAUUCCUUAAAACAUUCGGGUCUGCGCACAAUAUUUUGACUCUUUUAUGCAAAACGAUGCAAACGAUGUGUUCGUACUCUGCCGCAACCAUAUUCAGUUUGAUCAGCAGGAGCCGAGGAUGAAACGUUUGUGAAAACAUUGCCGAGCCCAGGACCCCUACAUUCUGCUGUAAUACAUUUUUUUUUUUUUAAGAAACAUUUUUCUCAUGCAUUGCCCCCCUCGCAGUGCUCUCUGUUAAAAUCAUCGCUCAAGAGUAAUUGUUUGCAGCUUUUAGUUGUAACCAAAUGUUUUUGUAUGUAUGUCCGUUUGUAGUCGGCCAUCAAAUCAAGCAUUUUUUAAAUUUUUUGUUCAAAUGAGUGAUGUUAUUAAAACAAAAGUACCUACGGUCACAUUUACAAAAGGGAAAAAAUGCCUGCUGGUUGCCUCUGUGCAUGACCUCUUGGCCCGGGGGGAGGUGGUUCUGCUCGGCCGCAAAUGCUGCUUAAUGUCAUUUAUUUCCUUAUUAGGUAAAAGAUUUCUCUUAUUUUGAAAUCCCUCCCGGUCCGUGCGAACGAGCCGGCGCAGGAUUUUUCCUCAUCGAACAUAAUGAAAUCUACUAAUUAAGCAAUACGCCCCUGAUUAGUUUCAUUUUUCUCGAGGUGAACUCGCUUUUCUCAUGCUUCUGAGUCGUUUCGUAAUGGCAUUAACAGUAUUACUGUGCUCUCUUCUCAUACCCUAGGAAAGCCUGUCUUUCACUUAAGAAUUGAAAAUUGUGCCUUUUUAUUUUCUUAUACCAUUUACAUGUGUUAAUAUUUCCCAUGGUUAACACCUGUGCUGGUAUUGACCCCCUUUAUGUACAGAACAAGUAAAUAAAAUUUACGUCUACUUCUUUAA
Molecule: messenger RNA, 4413 nt
Organism: Scophthalmus maximus (turbot)
Lineage: Eukaryota; Metazoa; Chordata; Actinopteri; Pleuronectiformes; Scophthalmidae
Gene: crkl
Product: v-crk avian sarcoma virus CT10 oncogene homolog-like
Exons: 3
Coding region: 1198-2115 (305 amino acids)
Biological process (GO): positive regulation of ERK1 and ERK2 cascade
Molecular function (GO): protein binding
Source: RefSeq, a predicted model, not a curated record